AUGUCAGCUUUAUCCAGCGACAUCAACAAUACGUUGAUUAACUUGCUUAAUGGUUUUGGUUCAUCUGACAACAACGUGCGCGCGGCGGCUGAGGAAACAUUGAAUACCCAAUGGAUUACAGAGGAAAAUAUUCAGGUUUUGCUUGUAUUUUUAGCGGAGCAGGCAUCAUUUUCUGAAGAUCUGACCUUGGCAAGUUUAUCUGCUGUGUUAUUUAGGAAAUUAGCGCUAAGAGCACCUCCAUCUUCAAAGACGGUUAUAAUUGCAAAAAAUAUCACUCAUAUAACUCCAGAGGCACUAGCUCAGAUACGGGCUACAUUGUUGAAGGGUUUUGUUUCUGAGCGGCCUAACGGAAUCAGGCAUAAGUUAUCCGAUGCGAUUGCAGAGUGUGCGCAGGAAGAUUUGCCAGAAUGGCCUGAGCUUCUGCGGACAUUGUUUGAAGCGACACGAAAUCCCAACCCGAAUUUCAGAGAAUCUAGUUUUAGGGUAUUUACCACUGUGUCUCAUUUGAUUAAUUCGAUAGAGAUUAAUAAUGUGCUUCCUAUCUUUGAAGGCGGGUUUACUGAUACUGAAGAUAAUGUGAAAAUUGCUGCCGUUACUGCUUUCGUUGGGUAUUUCAAACAGCUACCCAAAGUGCAUUGGUCAAAAUUGGGUGUUCUAUUGCCAAGCUUGCUAAAUAGCUUGCCCAAAUUUUUAGAGGAUAAUAAGGACGAUGCUUUGGCGGCAGUUUUUGAGUCGUUGAUUGAGCUUGUUGAAUUGGCACCAAAGUUGUUCAAAAGUAUGUUUGAUCAGAUGAUUCAGUUCACUGACAUAGUUAUAAAGAACAAGGAUUUGGAAGCCGCUGCUAGAACUACAGCUUUGGAGCUAUUAACAGUAUUCUCUGAGUGUGCUCCACAGAUGUGUAAAUCUAAUCCAGCCUAUGCGCAGUCAUUGAUUAUGGAUACCCUAUUAAUGAUGACUGAAGUGUCGAUAGACGAUGAGCAAGCCUUAGAAUGGCAGAAUUCGGACGACGUGGAAGAGGACGAUGAGGAAGUCGCAUAUGACAAUGCCCGUCAGGCACUAGAUCGUGUCGCUUUGAAACUAAACGGCAAGUAUUUAGCUCCUCCGCUAUUCCAAUACUUGCAGCAAAUGAUCACUUCUUCGGAGUGGAGAGAAAGGUUUGCGGCUUUAAUGGCUUUGUCCUCCGCAGCUGAAGGUUGUCGCGAUGUUUUAAUUGGUGAGAUACCAAAAAUCUUGGACAUGGUUAUUCCCCUAAUUAAUGAUUCCCAUCCAAGAGUCCAAUAUGGUUGUUGUAAUGUUUUAGGUCAGAUAUCUACAGACUUCGCGCCACUAAUCCAGAGAACAUCGCAUGAACACAUCCUGCCAGCUUUAAUUUCCAAGUUAACUGGCCAAUCAGUUGAUAGAGUCCAAACACACGCGGCAGCUGCGCUUGUUAAUUUCUCUGAACAUGCCACGCAAACAAUUUUAGAGCCUUAUUUGGAUAGCCUGUUGACUAAUUUAUUGUCUAUUCUACAAAGCUCAAAGCUCUACGUCCAAGAGCAAGCGUUAACUACUAUUGCUUUUAUUGCGGAGGCUGCCGAAAAGAAGUUCAUUAAAUACUACGACACAUUAAUGCCGCUUUUAUUGAACGUGUUGAAAACUGACACCGGUAAGGAAAAUAGAACUUUGAAAGGUAAAUGUAUGGAAUGCGCCACCUUAAUUGCUUUAGCGGUUGGUAAGGAAAAAUUUUCUGUUCAUUCUCAAGAAUUAAUUGAACUUUUAAUUUCAUAUCAAAAUGACGGUAUCGAAGACGAUGAUCCGAUUAAGACAUACUUGGAACAAGGUUGGAGUAGAAUAUGUAGAAUUCUCAGGGAGGACUUCGUUCCAUUUUUACCAAUUGUUCUACCAUCGUUGUUAGAGACAGCGAAAGCAGGUCAAGAUGUUAGUUUAAUUGAUGAAGAGGAAGCCAAAAAUUUUCAACAGUAUUCUGAUUGGGAUGUUGUUCAGAUACAGGGUAAACAUAUCGCCAUCCAUACAUCCAUUUUGGAUGAUAAGGUUCCGGCAAUGGAAUUGUUACAGGUUUACGCAACCAUUUUAAAAAAUUACUUUGCUGGUUAUGUUCCAGAAAUUAUGACUGAGAUAGCCAUUAAGUCUCUUGACUUCUAUCUACACGAUGGAGUCAGAGCUACUGGUGCAGGGCUCAUCCCGGUUUUGUUCUCAUCAUUAGUUUCUGCUACUGGUACUCAAAAUCCAAAUACCAUGGCCCUUUGGGAAUUAGCCUCAACGAAAUUAAUCAAUGCUAUCAUCUCCGAACCUAUGCCUGAGAUCAUUCAAAUGUACCAUACUUCUUUGCUGGACGGUUUGAAAAUUAUGGGAGAGAAUUGUUUGAAUAAUGACCAGUUAGAGAAAUAUACCAAAGGUGUUUCUGCGAAUUUAUCGGAUGUUUACGAAAGGGUUAAACAACGCCACGGCCAAGAAGAUGAGUACAACGAAGACGUUGAUGAAGACUACGAAGACUUUACGGAUGAAGAUCUACUGGAUGUCAUAAACAAAUCGCUUGCGGCAGUUUUCCAAUCUUCCAACGGAAUGUACGUAACCCACUUCCAAACCUUGUGGCCUCUGAUCCACACUUACCUACAGGAUUCUGAAGUCAUUUUAAUAUUAUUUGCAUUAGUCGCCAUUUCGGACAUGAUUCAAUACUGUGGAGACAAUAGUGCAGCGUAUAAGGACGGCUUCGUCGGUAAAUUAAAGGAAUUUUUGGUCUCUCCAGAACCAUCUGUUCGCCAGGCGGCUGCCUACUGUAUCGGUUCAUGUGCUCAAUACGCCCCAAACGUAUACGGUGAGGUCUGUAUCAGUUCUCUAGACACUUUGAUGAUGGUUAUCUCCAUUCCAGAAGCUAAGUCUGAGGAUAACGUCUCCGCCACCGAAAACUCAGCUGCUGCUAUCGCCAAGAUUUUACACUCCUUUGCUUCCAGUAUUCCAAACUUUGACUCUUAUGUCAGCAGUUGGUUGAAAUGCUUCCCAUUCAUCCAAGAUGAGGAAGCCGCAGCAUUCAACUACAGAUUUUUAGCGCAAUUGAUAGACUCUCACAAUGCAGCGGUCGUUGAAAAGGAGAAGAUAGGAGAUAUUGUAGAUUACAUUGUGCAAGCCUUACACCAGAAGAGUUUAUCAGGAAAGACUGCAAGUGCCGUUGUGGACUCUACAAAGAAACUACUCGGCACACUUCCAUCAAACGAUGCGUUGCGGUACUUUCAAAGAUAUCCAACUUCAAUCAUGCAAGACAUUAGCAAGUGGUUUGCUUAA
Messenger RNA from Eremothecium sinecaudum, 3279 nucleotides. RefSeq names its product importin PSE1 (gene PSE1). Lineage: Eukaryota; Fungi; Ascomycota; Saccharomycetes; Saccharomycetales; Saccharomycetaceae. The record is from RefSeq and is a predicted model, not a curated record. Gene Ontology annotation, molecular function: nuclear import signal receptor activity. Gene Ontology annotation, biological process: protein import into nucleus. The transcript has a single exon. Gene Ontology annotation, cellular component: cytoplasm; nucleus. Bases 1 to 3279 code for a protein of 1092 amino acids.